Messenger RNA from Stylonychia lemnae, 1269 nucleotides. The record is from the annotation of a GenBank genome assembly. Lineage: Eukaryota; Ciliophora; Spirotrichea; Sporadotrichida; Oxytrichidae.
AUGAAAUUCCUUACGUUAACAAUUGCCUUAUUAGGCUAUGUGAGCGCAAACUUCCUCAGUUCUUACCCUCAUUUCUUUAUUAAGAGCUCAGCUGAUGAUGAUGCAAAUAAAAGCUUAAAGGAAAUCGUAAAGGAGAAUGGAUUCGCAAUUGAAUAGCACACAGUGACCACUGCUGAUGGAUACAUCUUGACAUUAUUCAGAGUCCCAGGGUUUCUUAAUGAAACUAUCUAAGAUCCCAUUAAGAAACCAGUUGUUUUACUUCAACACGGUUUAGAGGCUGACGCUGACUGUUGGGUUAUUAAUAGUCCAGAUGUCACUCAUACCUUCGUAUUAGCCAGACAAGGCUUUGAUGUCUGGAUGGGCAACAACAGAGGAAACAAGUACAGUCUCGCACACAAGACUCUUGACCCCAAUGAUCCCGUUGAUAAACCAAAGUUCUGGUAAUUCUCCUUUGAGCAAAUGGGAAUUUAUGAUUUACCCGCUGAAAUUGAUUACAUUCUAGAAGUUACUGGCCAAGAGAAACUCUCCUAUGUUGGACACUCAGAGGGCACAACUUAAAUGUUUAUUGGAGCUUCAUUGAACCAAGAAUACUUCAAAUCAAAGGUAAAUGUGUUCCUUGCUCUGGCUCCAAUAACAAGAAUUGGGCAUGUCAGAACUACCUUACUAAAACUCUUAGCUGAUAAUGUUGAUGCUGUUCAACACUUGAUAAUUGAUGAUUUUGGAAUGUAUGACAUGUUCGGACCAGAUUGGCUAAGAGAUCAAGUCACUGCAGCAUUUUGCGACACUAAACUUGGAAGUUUGAUUUGUGACGCUUUCCUUGAGAUGAUUGGAGAUAUGGAUGUCUCAGUUGACAACUUGAGCAGAGUAAAGACUUAUUUAACUCAUGUUCCUUCAGGUUCUGGCUAUAGAGAUUUCGUUCACUACGCUCAAAUCAUCAACACUGAUCGAUUCCAAAGAUACGACUUCGGAGCUGAUAUUAACCUUGAUAAAUACAACUCAACUAUUCCUCCUCUCUACCCCAUUGAUCAGAUCAAAGAUUUCCCAAUUGCACUUUUCGGAGGUACUCUUGACGAACUAGGUUCCGUCACUGACGUCGACUGGACUAACCAAUAAUUGGGAAAUAAUGUUGUCUUCUAUGGAUAAUAUGAACUUGGGCAUAUGUCUUUCCUUAUUGCUAAAGAUAUGACUUUCUUCACAGUUGAUGCAGUUAACGUUAUCAAGAAGUACUCAACAAACUCUUUUGUAUAACAAGGAUUUCUCUAAGAGUGA